Messenger RNA from Mangifera indica (mango), 2322 nucleotides. RefSeq names its product protease Do-like 9. Lineage: Eukaryota; Viridiplantae; Streptophyta; Magnoliopsida; Sapindales; Anacardiaceae. Bases 190 to 1968 code for a protein of 592 amino acids. The transcript is spliced from 9 exons. Gene Ontology annotation, molecular function: serine-type endopeptidase activity; protein binding. The record is from RefSeq and is a predicted model, not a curated record. Gene Ontology annotation, biological process: proteolysis.
AAUUCUUAAUUAUUUACAAUAUUCCUUCUCUUCUUCCCUCUUCCCCAAGUCACUGUAAUUAAAUUCUUCUUUCGAAAUCCUUCUUCCUUCCUCUCUCCCUCCUUGCCUCUGUCAACCAUAUGAAUAGAUUGGAAAUCUUUUCCAUUGUUUGAAUCUAAUUGAAUAUAACGCUUUACUUGAUAUCCCAAAAUGUCUCAAGUUAAACCUAAACGUGGCCGCAAACCUAAAGUCCCCACCACACAAGAAACCCUAGAUGCUCCCUCCACCUCCAUUAUCGCCUCCUCCGCCGUCAUGGAUGACGUUUUCUCCGUUUCUAAUGUUGAAAUAAUUCCCACCACUAAUCCUUCCACCCUCGCCACCGCCACGACGAUCUCGACAACCAGUACCAACCACCAGAAGCAUCCAGAUCACCGUCCUCGCCGAGGCCGUCCUAAGAAAAUUCUGAAACACGAAAACCCGGAGGAGAAACCGCCCCCACUUCCGCCCAUUUCCACCUUGGGGGUUUCUUGGCCGUUUGAAAAUGGCGGGGAUUCUGUUGGAGGGGGGCCCGCCGUGGCCAGAGUCGUACCGGCUAUGGACGCUGUUGUGAAGGUGUUUUGUGUCCACACGGAGCCAAAUUUUUCGUUGCCGUGGCAGAGGAAGCGACAGUACAGUUCGAGUAGUAGUGGGUUUGUUAUUAGUGGUCGGAGGGUGCUGACAAAUGCACAUUCUGUGGAGCAUUACACGCAGGUUAAGCUCAAGAAAAGAGGCUCCGACACUAAGUACUUGGCUACUGUGCUUGCUAUUGGGACAGAGUGCGAUAUUGCCAUGCUUACAGUCAAUGAUGAUGAAUUUUGGGAAGGAGUAUCACCUGUGGAGUUUGGAGAAUUACCUGCCCUUCAAGAUGCUGUAACAGUUGUGGGUUAUCCAAUUGGAGGAGACACCAUUUCUGUGACUAGUGGUGUUGUAUCACGUAUAGAGAUCCUAUCUUAUGUUCAUGGGUCGACUGAGCUCUUGGGACUACAGAUAGAUGCUGCUAUAAAUUCUGGAAAUUCUGGUGGGCCUGCCUUUAAUGAUAAAGGCAAAUGUGUAGGCAUUGCGUUUCAGUCUCUUAAGCAUGAAGAUGUGGAAAAUAUAGGUUAUGUCAUACCAACGCCAGUCAUUAUGCAUUUCAUCCAGGAUUACAAGAAGAAUGGAGCAUAUACAGGGUUCCCUAUUCUUGGAGUUGAGUGGCAGAAAAUGGAAAAUCCUGAUUUGCGUAUGGCAAUGGGCAUGAAACCUGAACAGAAAGGUGUUCGUAUCCGAAGAAUUGAUCCUACUGCACCAGAGUAUGAGAUUUUGAAACCAUCAGAUAUCAUUUUAAGCUUUGAUGGGGUUGAUAUUGCCAAUGAUGGAACUGUCCCAUUUAGGCAUGGAGAGCGCAUUGGCUUUAGUUACCUAGUCUCUCAAAAGUAUACUGGGGAUACUGCAGCGGUCAAAGUUCUCCGUGAUUCCAAGAUUCUUAAUUUCAACAUGAAGCUUGCCACACAUAGAAGGCUUAUUCCAUCUCACAACAAAGGGAGGCCGCCGUCUUAUUACAUUAUUGCAGGAUUUGUUUUUUCAACAGUGUCUGUUCCAUAUAUUCGCUCUGAGUAUGGAAAGGAUUAUGAAUAUGAAGCCCCUGUCAAGCUUUUGGACAAACUCUUAUAUUCCAUGCCACAAUCGCCGGAUGAGCAGCUUGUUGUGGUUUCUCAGGUGCUUGUGGCUGAUAUUAAUAUUGGAUAUGAGGAAAUUGUUAACACUCAGGUUCUUGCAUUUAAUGGUAAGCCUGUGAAGAAUUUAAAGUGUUUGGCGGACAUGGUAGAGAACUGCGAUGAUGAAUUUUUGAAAUUCAAUCUAGAAUAUGAUCAGAUAGUGGUCCUCCGCACAAAGACUGCAAAAGCAGCCACCCUGGAUAUUCUUACAACCCAUUGCAUACCUUCAGCUAUGUCUGACGACCUCAAAAAAUGAUUUUGGAUUAUAAGUUAGGUUCACUGAAAUUGGUAUCUAUCAGACUCAGUUGUCAAAUAUCACUGCAAAAUUUAGUUUCCAGCAAGAUCUGGAAAGAAAUUUCAACUUCUGCCGGGUGGAGUUGCAUGCCAUACAUAAAAAAUUGCUUGGAUUCACUAUGAAGCCUCGGACACUAGGGCGAGGGUAAAGCUCACCUAGAUACAGUUUGAAAAAAUUGAGUGGAUGGAGACCUUUUUUUUUUUCUUUUAUUCAUAUAUUAUUUCUGGAGAGAGCUCAGCCAUUUGUAAUAUUGAUAGAUUAUUUUUUGUUUGUUGGAAAAAAACAAAAAAGAAUGCAACCAAAAGUUUGAGAACA